Saprolegnia parasitica CBS 223.65 is the source of this 432-nucleotide messenger RNA. RefSeq lists its product as hypothetical. The coding region runs from base 44 to 397 and encodes 117 amino acids. Lineage: Eukaryota; Oomycota; Saprolegniomycetes; Saprolegniales; Saprolegniaceae. The record is from RefSeq and is a predicted model, not a curated record. The transcript has a single exon.
GCUGGAAUCACGCCACAUUGCAGAUCCAGACCAGCCAGCCAACAUGCCCAGCGAGAUUCGCCGCCUCCACGUCGAGGACCGCUUCAGCGAGGUCGUCGUGCACAACGGGACCGUGUACCUCUCGGGUCAGCUGGCCGACGACCUCGACGGCGGCAUUGCCGCACAAACCGCCGAGACGCUCGCGAGCAUCGACCAGUUCCUCGCCGACGCGGGCACGGACAAGUCGCGCAUCCUCUCGGUGACCAUCUACCUCAAGGACAUGGCGGAUUACGCCGGCAUGAACGCGGUCUGGGACGCGUGGGUCGUCAAGGGCGCGACGCCGGCCCGCGCCACGGUGCAGUCGGCGUUGUACGACCCCAAGGUGCUCGUCGAGAUGUCGGUCGUCGCAGCGCUCUAAUGCAGUUGGAUGAACGAUGUCGUUGCACUUGAUAG